Messenger RNA from Heterobilharzia americana, 4150 nucleotides. Lineage: Eukaryota; Metazoa; Platyhelminthes; Trematoda; Strigeidida; Schistosomatidae. The record is from the annotation of a GenBank genome assembly.
AUGCUCAAUGGUGAGAUAUUACAUAUGGAAGAUAAUGAUCUUCGUGAAGCCUUCACCCUGUUCGAUGUAAAUCGAGACGGUCGAAUAACUGAAACUGAAUUAGAAUCAGUCCUCGGUUUUCUCGGCGUGAAAACAACUCGAGAUGAAGUACGUCGGAUGAUUCGAGAUGCUGACUGUGAUGGUAAUGGAACAGUUGAAUUUGACGAAUUUCUGAGGAUGAUGAGAAGGUACUCUCAAAAUCAACGUUCAAAAUCCCCUGAUGAUGAACUUCGUGAUGCCUUCAACGUAUUUGAUCAGAAUGGUGAUUCUGUUAUCGAUUUUGGCGAAAUUAAGCGAACAAUGCACUUUUUAGGUGAAGCAGUUACAGACGAUGAAGUACGUGAAAUGAUCAAGGAGGCUGACUUAGAUCAAGAUGGUUUAGUUGAUUUCGAAGGUAAAGGACAUCUUACUAUAUAUUGCAUUUCAUUGAUAUAAGCAGACAUUUUGCGAAACCUAUCUACUUAUCUUGGUCACAUACCGGUGUCGUGCUUUGCUCUUUAGUUAUCCAUUGAGAUUACAAGGUUCUCAAUUUUUAGAGUUCUGGAUCUGGAUGGAUAAAUAGAUGCCUUUGACUGAAACUGGGUAUUCAUCAUCAGUUGGCACCUAGGAAGACGAUAAGAGUCGUGUUUUUUUAAUGAGAAGUCGUACAUUUCUUUACUGAGUCAAAAAAGAAGGAAGAUCUUAGUGAAGAAAUUCACUUUCCACAACAUCAUCCACAUAAACUGUGCAGUCCCACUCAAUUAUUCGGCAGUCACAUUUAUAUGUUAGUUGGAUGAAAGCCGUCGCAGGAAGCCUUGGAUCUAGGUUUUGUGCUUUUUGGCACUUGUCAGAAAGCCAAGUCUGUAACCUUGAGGGGUUGAUGUUCUGCCCGAGAUUGGAACCCGCGUCUCCCAGUGCUGCAGUCAGAGACGUUACCACUGAGCUAUUCGGCAGUGAUUGACCUCCUUUAAGACUGCAUUGUGUACAUCGAUUAGUUAUUGGAGAGUAAGUAACUUCAUUUUGUGCUGGUUGACUUCUAUCGCUGAUUCCGCAAAGUGGCCUCGAAGCUAGGAAGUUCUUGCUUGUUGGUACUACUCAGCAGGACUUGUCUGCAACCUCAAUUAAACCGAUGUCUCAUUUAUUGGUAAUCUGUUGGCUGCGAUAAAGAGCAGUGGUCACAACUAAAUAACCUUGAUCAAUAACACUGCGCAUAUGUUGACUAAUAUGAGGAUAGCUAUCGGUAACGUUCAUUUAUAGCGCUCACAACUCCAUUCUCGUACCGUUCAUCAAUUUUGUCUAGACAAUGGAUAACUUGAUUGAACGAAGUUGUAUUACUGAGGUGGAAAUGUGAAGUUUCAUCUUUAGGCUAAAUUCAUUACACAAUGAAAUCCUGACUAAGAAUGACAUUAGGUUAUAAGAAAUUUCUCGAAGUUGACUUUGGGACACUGAAGAUUUCGUGAUAAAUUUCCAAAUUGAGGUUAGAAGUGUUUAUUUGAUCUUGCUGAAACGAUUUAACUAGUAUUUAAUUACCAUUUAUAAUAAAUAUGAAUGAUAGUAAUAAUAAUGAUAAUAAUGAAUGGCAACAAUAAAUAAUUCUCCCUAUUCUCUUUUCUCUGUUUCACUUAUACACUUGAAGAAUUCAAAGUAUUAAUGAGAUUGCUACGAUCACGUGAUGGAAAGAAGAAGAAAACGAAAUAGAUAGCCUAUUUUCCUCACAUUAUUUCAGCUGUCGAAUAUACUGUACAUCUUUAUAUACAUAUGGCCAUUUAUACAUACUUUCACCAAUCAUCAGUGUAGUAACCUCGAUGUCAGCACCAGUAUCAGCUGUAGCAACAGUCAGUAGAGUGUGAUGUGUUUACAUCAACCAAAUGUUCAGUACACUAUCAAUAGCUGUGGUAAUAAAACAACCUCUAUGUCUCUCUUCGGUGUAUGUGUGUGUGUGCGUGUGUGUUUGAGCUGAUUGGAUUUUCUACUCUUGUACGUAUCUAUGCCUUUUGUUAUUGUAUUCAGGAUAAAACACCUGAGGGCACAAAUAAUUUAUGUGAUGAAGUCUUCAACCUUUUGGUUGUGUGUAUGUGUGUGUGUGUGUUUACUUAUUUCAUUCUUGAUCCAAUAUAGAUCUUUUACCAUACUUUCAUGAUACAGUAUCAUUAUUAUUAAUAACGUUAAUACAAUAAUUGCAACCCGUUGAUUUUUUCUCUCUGUUGUCAGAAAAUCUUAUCACUUUCAGGUCGUUUGUGUGUGUGUGUGUGUGUAUGCAUGUGUUUACUUCUGUCUUUCAAAUAGAGUAACUGUAUUUUGGCACUCUACUAAUCUCAUUCUUUCUGUUGGAGCACAUGCACUUGGUAUUUCACAACACUCUUUCCCCUCCCCCUACAUAAUCUAUACCAUCAUCGUCUUUGUAGACAUGUAUCUAGAGGAUAGUUGUUUGAAGAGUGUGGAGGUUCGCUUGAUCUUCUGAAAACAUUCUUUGUGUGUGUGUACAUGUAUGUGUGUUUGUAAUUUUCUUGGGACAGUUUCAUCUGACUAAUUAUAUUCCACUUAUUUUCUUUUGGGAGGGGGGAGGGAAUAAAUUUUGUACAAUUAUGUCUACUGUUGCUGUGGCUGCUGCGGGUGCUGUUGUCAGCCUUGAAAAGGAGUUGAUUUACCAGUGUUGAAUAUUUUGAUCAUAUGCUGAUAUAAUUAAUUAUCCUAGUUUCCAUAGUCAAGAUUGAUCAGUAGUGAUUUUUUUCUUACUGAUUACUCGAUUCACUUCGUCAUCAUCAUCAUCAUCAUCGUCAUCCUCCCUUGGCUACAUUCAAGAAGACAGUUCCCUGUUCUAAAUUCUCAUCUAAUUCAUCACUCUUUAAUGGAUUAUGUCUAUCAAUUUUAACAUUAUCCUUGAUCAUCAUAUUGAAUAUUGAAACCUUGAAGAUAACCUUGACAACACAAUUGAAGCAAAAGAAGUGAUUGUUUAUUUCAAUGUUGUUGUGUUUUUUUAAUGUAUCCAUGAAAGACUGAAUUUAAACUGACUGUCAAUAAUCAUUUGAUAAAAAUCAGCUUUAGACGAACGAACAUUCCAGGAUCCUGGUAGUGACUACACCUGGUCAAUUGAAACCAAACGAUUGGCGCGUUCAUUGCUCAUUCUCACCUAGACAUGUAUGUCUGAGUGAACCCGAUUUGUUUGUUUGUUUCUUCACAUAGCUUUAACAGGAGUUCUGUGCUAUGAAGGCAAGCAACAAAUCGAAAUAUGUAUUAGUAGUAGUAGUAACAAAAGUAGUAGUACCUUAACUUUUACCCUUUGUUCGUCUUCUUCUUCGAUUCUCUUCCCAUGUUUUCUCUAUUGUGUGGGCCAUUCAUUCAACCCAUCUACACUACACUCUGUUGACUUUGGUUUUCUAGUUCACCUUCUGCUCUCUCUCUCCCUCUCUCUUUUAUUUCCUGUCAGUUUACAUGUGUUCUUUUUAAACACUCUUACCUUUUAACAUAGAUUUCUUUACAGUAAAAAUUUCCAUUCACAAUGACUGUAAUAUUAAAUAUGGUUUGCUGGUCAGUUAUUUCUGGGUAGUAGAUUCAUCUCUAGUUUAUCCGACUUUCAUUAUUUACUUCUUUGGACCACUCUCGAGCACACUGUCUUUUCAAGAAGACACUCAGUACUAUUUUUUAACCAUUAAUAAUAACUUCAUAUUACAUACACUGAGGUCAUGUUGAUUCACUUGUAGUAAUUUAUAUAUACUUAAAUAUAUUUAGAUUGUAAAUCUUUGUGGUAUGUAGUGGCUGCCGUUUAUUAUCUACUACAAAAACCAUUAUCAGCCAGUGAGGUAACUAUCAUUCUAUUUGUUUCUGCGUAUCCCUCCACGUAUGUGUGUGUAUGCGUGCAAUUGUGUGAGACAAGUGGAUAAAGACAAAGCAAACUGUUGUACCUUUUUAACCAUCCACCUCUCUUUCUCUACAUAUACUUUUCAUCUAUUUUACUCUCUUCUUCUCUCAUUUCAAUCUGCUCAAUGAAAUUAAAAAAAUAAACGUGAUGGAGGAGGAGAGAAUCUCUUCACAGAACUAUCUUUGUAGUAAUUAAUUGUAUCUUGUUUGAUUUUCUCUCAUUUUGUUAGAAAAACUUUUAAAAAAAACGGAACAAAAUAUUUUGAUCGAGUUU